Loxodonta africana (African savanna elephant) is the source of this 1391-nucleotide messenger RNA. RefSeq names its product F-box and leucine rich repeat protein 21 (gene FBXL21). NCBI's taxonomy places the organism in Eukaryota, Metazoa, Chordata, Mammalia, Proboscidea, Elephantidae. Gene Ontology annotation, molecular function: protein binding. The record is from RefSeq and is a predicted model, not a curated record. Gene Ontology annotation, biological process: positive regulation of protein ubiquitination.
AUGAAGAGGAACAGUUUAUCUGUUGUGAAUAAAAUUCCCCAGUCUUCACCAGCAGCGAAACAGUCAAAACUGGGAUUCUCCUCUUCUCUCAACCAGGCUCAGAUGUACACAGUUCUCCUAGACUGGGGGAGUUUGCCUCACCACGUAGUGUUACGUAUUUUUCAGUAUCUUCCUUUAAUAGAUUGGGCCCGUGCAUCUUCUGUAUGUAGAAGAUGGAAUGAAGUUUUUCAUAUUCCUGACCUUUGGAGAAAGUUUGAAUUUGAAUUGAACCAGUCAGCUACUUCAUACUUUAAGUCCACUCAUCCUGAUCUCAUUCAGUAGAUAAUUAGAAAACAUGCUGCUCAUCUAUAGCACGUCAGCUUUAAAGUUGACAGUAGUACUGAGUCAGCAGAAGCUGCCUGUGAUAUGCUUUCUCAGCUGGUAAAUUGUUCUAUCCGGACUUUGGGUCUGAUUUCAACAACCAAGCCAAGUUUUAUGAAUGUGUCAAAGUCUCAUUUUGUGUCAGCACUUACAGUGGUUUUCGUCAACUCAAAGUCAUUAUCGUCAAUCAAAAUUGAGGAUACACCAGGGGACGAUCCUUCAUUAAAGAUUCUUGUGGCCAAUGAUAGUGACACUCUAAGGCUCCUAGAAUCGAGUAGCUGUCCUCAUGUUUCAUCUGAUGGAAUCCUCUGUGUAGCUGAUCGUUGUCAAGGAGAACUGGCAUUAAAUUAUUACACUCUAAGUGAUGAACUUCUCCGAGCGCUUUCAAGGGAGACUCAUGUUAACCUCGAACAUCUUCGAAUUGACAUUGUGAGUAAAAACCCUGGACAGGUUCAGUUUCAUUCUAUUAAAAAACAAAGUUGGGAUGUACUCAUUAAACAGUCCCCUGGAGUUAAUGUUGUUAUGUACUUCUUUUCGUAUGAAGAGGAAUUUGAGACAUUCUUCACAGAAGAAACCCCUGUUAUAACCCCUGUUACUCAUCUUUAUUUUGGUCGUUCGGUAAGCAAAGCAGUUCUGGGACGGAUAGGUCUUAACUGUCCACGACUAAUUGAGUUUGUGGUAUGUGCUAAUGGUCUUCAGCCUCUCGAUAAUGAACUUGUUUGUAUUGCUGAACACUGUAAAAACUUAAGCCUUGGCCUCAGUGAAUGUGAAGUUAGCUGCAGUGCAUUGAUUGAAUUUGUAAGUCUAUAUGGGAGAAGGCUUACCCAGAUCUCUAUAAUGGAAGAAGUUUUGAUCCCUGAUGACAGUUAUAACCUAGGUGAGAUUCACACUGAAGUCUCCAAACACCUGGGAAAAAUGUGGUUCCCUGAUGUGAUGCCUAUCUGCUAAUUUGCCACCAAAGAGUCUUAAUUUUUUUUUAACCAGUAAGAUUAGCUUCUUUCUGUCUGUGCAAAUGUAAAUUUUAAGACGGC